AGCCGUGUAGUAUCUGUUUCAGAAAAUCCAGUAAAGGGACGAUUUAAGAUUGAGAUGCCAAAGCCACAGGAGACGCCGAAUCUGAACUUGGAUGAUAAAUGUAAAAUCAAGUAUGUUUUACAUGAAAAAUUGUUAACAAAUGACUCGGAAGAGAUCGAGAUCGCUGCCAGGGAUUUGGAGGUUCUCGAAGAAUUGGGUAAAGGUGGCUAUGGAGUAGUUGAUAAGAUGAGACAUCGGCAAUCCGGUAUCAUCAUGGCAGUUAAGCGGAUCUCAUCUUCUAUCAAUGAUGAAUCUCAAAAGCGGAUGUUGACCGAACUGGAUGCAUGCAAGAGGAGUGAUUGUUGUCCUCAGAUGGUGCGGUUUUACGGUGCUAUGUUCCGUGAAGGAGAUGUAUGGAUUUGUAUGGAAGUUAUGGAUACAUCUUUAGACAAAUUCUACAAGAAAUGUUUUGCCCUUGGUCGUAAACUACCAGAGCCCUUCAUCGCCAAGGUUACACUGUCGGUUGUGGAAGGUCUAAACUUUAUGAAAGAGGAAAUGAACCUGAUUCAUCGAGACGUGAAACCUUCGAAUAUAUUGCUAAAUCGACAUGGGCAAGUAAAGAUCUGCGACUUUGGGAUUUCGGGACAUCUUACGAAUAGUCUUGCCAAGACAGUCGCUGCUGGUUGUAAAUUUUAUAUGCCUCCGGAACGAAUUGAGGGGGAUAUGAAGGACUCAUACGACGUCAGAGCGGACGUGUGGAGCCUUGGCAUAACACUGGUCGAAAUCGCUACUGGUAAUUAUCCAUACCAUACUUGGGUAAAUGUUUUUCAACAGCUUAGUCAGGUUGUCAACGAACCAGCUCCUCGAUUGCCUUCUGACGGCUCAUUCUCCGCUGACUGCCAGUAUUUUGUUAAACGCUGCUUGGAGAAGGAUCCGCAUGAACGCCCAAAAUAUCCUGAACUUAUGGCCAUGCCCUUUCUCAAUAGUGCUAGAGAUGAAAAGCAAUUCAGCAUGGCAAAGUUCAUUGUCGAGGUGAGAAACAACGAGGUGUUUUAUCUUAAGGAGCACAUCUCACUUUGA
This is a messenger RNA of Strongylus vulgaris, 1059 nucleotides long. The record is from the annotation of a GenBank genome assembly. NCBI's taxonomy places the organism in Eukaryota, Metazoa, Nematoda, Chromadorea, Rhabditida, Strongylidae.